AUGUCCAAACGAACGCGAGAAGAGCGAGAGUCCAUUGCGACCCCUCAGAAAAUUGAUAUCAAGCGUCGCAAGAGUGAGGAGGAUGUUGUUGAUGCCGCUGAGGUGGAGACUACACCCACCAAGCCUGUGACCGGCAUCAAGUGGACUCCCAGUGAGGAGGAUGUGGCUGAUGCCGUUGCCGAGGCUGCUGAGGAGACCAAGGCGAUUGCCGCCGAGACCCAGGUGGUUGCUGAUGAGAUCAAGGCGGCUGAGAAGGAGGUCGAGGAGCUCAAGGAAGAGGUGAAGGCUGAUGAAAACGAUACCAAGCAGGAGUCUAAGGAGGUUGGGAAGGAGGCUGGUGAUGCUGGAUCCAAGCAGGAGUCUAAUGCUGAUAAUAACACUGAGACUAAGGCUGAUGAGACCACCGGGACUAAGGCUGAUGAGACCAUUGAGACUAAGGCUGGUGAGACGGCUGAGACUGUGACUGAGUCUGCUACUGAGACCAAGCUGGCCAAGGCAGCAGAGACCAAGACAGAAUCAUCUGCACCCGAAACUAAGGACACAAACGGCGACUCGAAGCCAAAGCACGUGUUUGGAACCAAUUCCAAGUUUUCGGGCGGAUUCGGAGCCUUCAAGGGCGGAUCUUUGUGGGGCAAGCCUGCUUCAACCACCACCUCUUCUAUUACCACCCCUGCAUCUCCUGCUCCUGCAGCUGCUUCUACAGGCUCUUCCGGCUAUGUGUUUGGCUCGGCCACCAAGUACUCUGGGGGCUUUUCCUCGGUGCUAAACAACCUGAAGAAGGACGAUACCAAGUCUGACAACCCAUGGGCCGAGAAGAAGAAGGAGGACAAGACCGAGGACAAGAAGACAGAUAAGGAUGGUGAGGACAAGAACGACAAGGACAAGGAUGCGGACGAUAAGGAAAAGGAAAAGGAGCAAGAGCUAGAAAAGGAAAAGGAGGCUGAACAUUACAUUGGUGUCAGUGCCCCGUUGGCCAAAAAGGAGUCUAUGGAGACCGGAGAGGAAGGAGAAGAGUCGAUCUACACAUGUAGAGCCAAGUUGUACUACUUCGACCUGACCAAUACCACUGAGGGAUGGAAGGAACGAGGAGUUGGUCAGGUCCACAUCAACAAGCUCAAACCAGAAGACGUGACCGAGACAUGCAGCGGCCGCAUCGUGAUGCGAACAGACGCCGUUCAUCGAGUGGUGCUUAACAUGGGUCUGGUUAAGGGUCUGGAGGUCCAGGCAGGUAUGGGAGCCUCUCUGUCCAGUGACAAGGUGGUUCGUAUUUCCACCAUUGAGGACAAUAAGCCGGUCCAGUAUGCGCUCAAGACCGGUAAUCCCGAUGCCGCCAAGCAGUUGUUGGCAGGCAUCAAGGGUCUCAUCCCUGUUUAA
Molecule: messenger RNA, 1374 nt
Organism: Yarrowia lipolytica CLIB122
Lineage: Eukaryota; Fungi; Ascomycota; Dipodascomycetes; Dipodascales
Biological process (GO): NLS-bearing protein import into nucleus
Cellular component (GO): cytoplasm; nuclear pore
Molecular function (GO): GTPase activator activity
Source: RefSeq, a predicted model, not a curated record